This is a messenger RNA of Conger conger (European conger), 3816 nucleotides long. RefSeq names its product glutaryl-CoA dehydrogenase b (gene gcdhb). NCBI's taxonomy places the organism in Eukaryota, Metazoa, Chordata, Actinopteri, Anguilliformes, Congridae. The record is from RefSeq and is a predicted model, not a curated record. Gene Ontology annotation, molecular function: glutaryl-CoA dehydrogenase activity; fatty-acyl-CoA binding; flavin adenine dinucleotide binding. Gene Ontology annotation, cellular component: mitochondrial inner membrane. The coding region runs from base 206 to 1537 and encodes 443 amino acids. Gene Ontology annotation, biological process: fatty-acyl-CoA biosynthetic process; fatty acid beta-oxidation using acyl-CoA dehydrogenase. The transcript is spliced from 12 exons.
UAUGUGCUUGGGUCUGAUCACCUGCACUGUGCGUAGAACAUUGUCUGACAGCUGAGUAAAGAUCACUGGGCUACUCACUAUCUGUCGUUAGGAUAAUGCAAGAUACUGUGUAACUCGAGUUAUCGCGAAGCUGGCUAGCAAACUACUGAUAUCGAGUAUCAAGACAAGGGCAAGCUAGUUCACAGGAAGGACGUCGAGAUCCGAAAUGGCUUUAAGAAGCGCCACUUUCCGUCUGCUCGCCAGCACCCAGAGAUGCGCGCUGAUCUCUGCUUCAAGAGCUCAGGGAACCGUUGCGUCUGCCAAGUGGGAGGCGGAGAAGGGGAGCGACAAGAAGACGGUGAAAGCGCCUGCCAAGGUUCAGUUUAACUGGCGGGACGCCCUGGAGCUGGAGGGUCAGCUGACGGAGGAGGAGGUGAUGAUCCGCGACUCGUUCCGCACCUACUGCCAGGAGAAGCUCAUGCCCCGCAUCCUGAUGGCCAACAGGCACGAGGUGUUUCACCGGGAGAUCGUGUCAGAGAUGGGAGAGCUGGGAGUCCUGGGCCCCACCAUCCAGGGGUACGGCUGUGCUGGCACGAGCUACGUGGCGUACGGGCUGAUCGCCAGGGAGGUGGAGAGAGUGGACAGUGGCUACCGCUCCGUCAUGAGUGUGCAGUCCUCCUUGGUCAUGCACCCCAUCAACGCGUACGGCACCGAGCAGCAGAAGGAGAAGUACCUGCCCAAGCUGGCUCGGGGGGAGAUCCUGGGCUGUUUCGGACUCACAGAACCGAACCACGGCAGUGACCCGGGCGGCAUGGAGACCCGAGCCAAGUUCAACCCGUCCAGCCGCACCUUCACCCUCACCGGCACCAAGACCUGGAUCACAAACUCCCCCGAGGCGGACAUCUGCGUGGUGUGGGCCAGGUGUGAGGACGGGCGGGUGCGGGGCUUCAUCCUGGAGCGCGGCAUGAAGGGCCUGACCACGCCCAAGAUCGAGGGCAAGUUCUCCCUGCGGGCCUCGGCCACGGGCAUGAUCGUCAUGGACGAGGUGGAGGUGCCGGAGGAGAACCUGCUGCCCAAAGUCUCCGGGCUGGCGGGUCCGUUCGGCUGUCUGAACAACGCCCGGUACGGCAUCGCGUGGGGGGCCCUGGGGGCUGCCGAGUUCUGCUUCCACGAGGCCCGGCAGUACACUCUGGACCGGAUCCAGUUCGGCGUCCCCCUGGCGAGGAACCAGCUGAUGCAGAAAAAGAUGGCCGACAUGCUGACUGACAUCACCAUCGGCCUGCAGGCCUGUCUGCAGCUGGGCCGCCUCAUGGACCACAAGAAAGCGGCCCCGGAGAUGAUCUCCAUGCUGAAGAGGAACAGCUGCGGCAAGGCGCUGGACAUCGCCCGGCAGGCCAGGGACAUGCUGGGCGGGAACGGCAUCUCAGACGAGUACCACAUCAUCCGCCACGUCAUGAACCUGGAGGCCGUCAACACCUACGAGGGUACACACGACAUCCACGCUCUCAUCCUGGGCAGAGCCAUCACGGGGCUUCAGUCCUUCACUGUGGAUAAGUAGACCUUCCCCCCGCUGUCCUCCCCUGCCCAGAGAGAGCAGGACUCACACCCUCCAUCCGCUCCGUCUGCUGGGGGAAGUGGCUCACUGUACACGGCUCUCUGGGACUGCUAACACGACGCCCGUGUCUGGACUGGGAAACGAGGGGCUGAGACUUUACCUCCCUUCUGAUGUCGCCAUGAUUGUAGAAUGUUAUCAAAUUCACUUCGUAGGGGUUUCUCAACAUAGGGGUUUCUUUUUUUUUUUUUUCAACAGUUAAACAUGUAGCCAGUGCAGCCUGUAAAACAUACCUUUCUAAAAAAAAACAAGGUUAUUUCCUGAAUUCAGUUCAUUAGGUUAUUUUGCGGAAUGAUAUUUGAUGAAUAUUUACUCUAACUUGCAGUAUUUUGAAAAUGGUAAAAUAGCCAAAAGGAAAAAAGGUCAAGAUGUUUCUGUUUAGCUGAAUUCACAAAUUUGUGAACAUUACUUCACAUUUUCACACUAGAAAACCCAGGGAAAGCAUAUGCUUGGACUUAAUUUAAACCUGUUGUAAGGUCUGUGUACACAGCUGGUCUCCAACCUUGGUCCUGGAGAGCUACUGGCUAUGCUGGUUUAUAUUUUCACUUUAAAAUCAGCACCCUGUCGAGACGCAGGUAACCAGGUGAGUUAACUGUGUAAACCACUGGCCUAAUUGAUUGAGGGCAGAGUAACAAUGGAAACCAGCACACCCUGUAGCUCUCCAGGACCAGGGUUUGGAGACUACUGAUGUACAGUUUGCUUGGAAUUCCCACCUAAAUUUUCCCUGGUCCAUUUUCAUACUUAAAAAAGAAAAAAAAAGAAAAAAAAAGAAAAAAAAUCUUCCCUUGAAUCUUCAACAAGAAGCGCAAGUUAAAAUAAAAAGUUAAAAAGACGGUUAGCAGGCUGGUAGCUCUUCCUCACGACAUGGUGCCCUUUAAGCUAAUCUGAUAUGAAGCAUUGUACAUUUGUAUGGUAAUGUGUUUAAUAUCGACAGUAUACAACUUUAAUCAUAUGGGGGGGAAAGUAUUGCUGACACGGAUGUAGCCGUCAAACUCAUAAAUUAGCAUGACGCAGUAAUUUGAAAGGAUAUUUUUGUAAUCGGUUUUCUCCUCGAUGUGGGGCUUUUUGGUGAAAAUAAUUAUUUUAAUAAAUGCUGUUUGCACUUUAGGAAUUUGGUCCUUGGUACCCUUUUCCAGCUAGCGCCCCAUGAACGUGGUAUGGAAGGCGAAUUUAUUUCAUAAAUAAAGCCUUUUUGCAGUUUCUCGGGAUUCUUACUGUAUGUAAUCUGCCCUUACGCCAUGUCACCCUGCUUUCAAGUGAAGUCGGAUCGUUCGUUUUCGUUAGUUUUCAGUUGGGUAAACAUCAUAACUGAGCCACCCCUCUCAUUCACGUUCACAUGCUUUCUGGUCGAAUAAUUAAUAAAAAGAGAUUUUGUGUGGCUCUGUAUUAGUUCCUGUCGGAUUGUUUAAAUUCUAGGCUAGCAAUCGGCUAGCUGAUUAUUGCAAGCAAUUUUAGGCUAUUUCUGGGGGUUAAGAAUGCAAAUACCACAGGAAAUUGAAUGCUGCAGUACAAUAGAUAUCACUUAAUGUCUGUUUAAAUGUGCAUCUGUGGUUCACUCAUAGCUUCAUCGUAUGACAUUUCUUUUGCUGACUCUGUUCGAUGGACCAUAUUGGCAGGAGUGAGUACGUCACAACUCGGCCAAUUCGUGCUGCAUCUAGAAUCCCGAUUUCCCCGACUUGAUCAUCCGACAUAAUCAGGUGUUCAGGUGUGUCUCUCCAGUGGGAAACUCGUAUGGACCGUUAUCCCACACCACUUGAAAGCAGGGUCAGUUCUUUAUGAACGAUGGGCAAUUAACUCUGUGCUGCAAUGAUAGGUUAAAAACUAUAACAGUCUGCAGCAGACUGGAACAGCCUGUAAUCCCAGUGCACUUAAUCUGGGAUUACAUGGUUGUUAUAUUUUUCCCAGUGAGGCAAAAAUAGCCCUUAUUAUUAUGAAUAGGUACAUACUUUGAGGGGAUUUGUUUACUUAAAAUUUUUCAUUUGGUCCUCAUUUUUAGAAGUGAGAGAUGAUUGAGUUUGGUGACCUGCACAUCAAAAUAAAAGUUCUGAGGUGCUGGGACACAGAGAAAAGUCUGGAAUUAAUCCCACACAGAAUAGACCCACACCCCAGCUUUACUGAAUCCGUCGUGUGAAGAGAUUAAGUGUGACACGGAUUAAUAACAAAUUGACACUAGAACACUGCAAUAAACUGCUGUUUUAUUAACAAUAAACAAAAGCUGUUAUUAA